Molecule: messenger RNA, 1224 nt
Organism: Didymodactylos carnosus
Lineage: Eukaryota; Metazoa; Rotifera; Eurotatoria; Philodinida; Philodinidae
Source: the annotation of a GenBank genome assembly
AUGACAGACGAUUGUAUUACACUGAUAUGGUUAGACCUUACGUAUACAGUGUGCAGUAGAGAUGAGAGCGUUCGAACUCAUCUUGCUCUAUGUAAAGUUGAUCGAUAUCUGAUCACAUUUCGAGAUACACAGAAAUGUCUUGAUUAUAUCGCUGAAUUAACAGAAGAGAAAGUAAUACUGAUCAUUACCCAUGAAACAUCCGUCUUCUCUGCUGACAGCAUACUUUUACAACGAAACCAUAAUCUCCAACAAAUUGAUUCUCUCUAUAUUAUAUACUCAACUGAGACAAACAGUAGUGAUUUCAUGGAGAUGUCAUCGAAAAUUCAUCGAAUUAGUAGAGCUCAGCUGCAACCAUUUUGUGACCAACUAAGCUCAACACCUAGUUUUCAGCAACGUCGUCAACGACCCAGAGAAAGAUUUAUCCGAAAUGAUUUUACUCUUACUCCAUUGCUGUCACCUCCCUCUCCACUGCCCACUGACUCUACUACUGAUUAUUCGGUAGUAUCACACUCAAAUAAUACCGUGAAACAACAGGAAGCUGAUUUUAUGUACGGACAGUUAUUUCGAGACAUUUUGAUUAGACAAGAAUCAACGAGGGAAGAAAUGAUUGAAUAUUGUCGCCAAAAAUACGCUAAUAAUCAAGCAGAUCUCAAUAUGAUCGACGAGUUUAAAGAUUAUUAUGAUAAAUGUAAUGCAAUUAAGUGGUAUACACGUGAUACAUUUCUUUAUCGUCUUCUUAACAAAGCCUUGCGAGAUCAAGAAGUGGAUACACUUUAUUCAAUAAGAUACUUUAUGAAAGAUCUUCAUGCUCAGAUAGUAGAUAAAUAUGGCCAACAAUAUUUAAUGGCAAUUACAUUUAAUAACGUAGGUACUUCCAUACUAACGAUUAAGACUGUCUACCGAGGACAGCUUAUGACUAAUGAAGAAUUCGACAAGAAAAUUCGAUAUAAUACGGGUGGCUUUUUCUUAGUAAGCAGUUUUUUCUCCACAACAAUCAAGAAAGAUUUGGCCUGUAUUUUUGCUGGUGAUGGAAGUCGCAGUACCGAAUCAUCUGUCUUAUUUCAAAUCGAUAUUGAUCACCAUGUUAAAGAAUUCGACUACGCUGAUGUAACGAAAGAAAGUGCGUUCGAUGAUACUGAAGAAGAAGUUCUAUUCUCUAUGGGGGCUGUGUUUCGAAUUUUAUCGGUUCAUCGCGUUAAGGCAAGUUUUUGGAAUGUUCAUUAA